This is a messenger RNA of Leopardus geoffroyi (Geoffroy's cat), 781 nucleotides long. It is a transcript of the gene DPPA3, whose product is annotated as developmental pluripotency associated 3. Gene Ontology annotation, cellular component: nucleus. The coding region runs from base 305 to 760 and encodes 151 amino acids. The record is from RefSeq and is a predicted model, not a curated record. NCBI's taxonomy places the organism in Eukaryota, Metazoa, Chordata, Mammalia, Carnivora, Felidae. Gene Ontology annotation, biological process: epigenetic programing of female pronucleus. The transcript has 3 exons.
AUGCAGAGCAGAUGAAGAAUUAGCCUCUUAUUCCACUAAUAGGAUGACGCCCACUCACCUUACCCUUUAACCAUUAGCAUUUACAUUAAAAUAGGCUCGCUGAUUGGCUUAUCUGUAGUUUUAAGAGGAAACCAGAUCGAAACUUUGAGGUUUGUUCUUUUUCUCUCGCCACGGUUUGUUGGAGCCUCGGUUUUUCUCGCCCUUUCUGGGCGAUCUCGUUCUUUCCAGGCUACUUGGCAGCUAGUUGAGCCCAUUACUUUCCACUGGAAUCCAAAGGUCUAGAAGGACUGAGACUUGGCUUUCGAUGGAUUCGCCAACGAAGCUUUACCCAUCCUGUGGCCCAGAACCUUCUCAGAUGGCCAGUGAAGAAAAUUCCCAGGGAGGCUCAGCUGCCUCUCAAACCAUCUCCGAAGUAUUAAUAAAGAACCUUAGUCAAUUGACUCUCGACCCUAGUAUCAAACUUCCUUCCCCUCUACCAGAAUAUCCACCCCAACAGCAGGACACAGAGACGAAACCCCAGGGACUUGUGGACCGAAUACUCAGCAACAGGAGGAGGGGUGGAGUAAGGACUUUGUUAACUGCUCGGAAAGAAAGGAUGGAAAGGCUGAUGUGGUUUAUUAAAAAUCAUCGCUACUUCAACCAGCGUGCCACGGAUGAAUCCAGAGUAGAAAGAUUUAGAUGUAGAUGUCAUUAUUGCCUGUAUCAUAGACCUCCCGAGGAUACCAGCAUGGAGAAUAAUUAUGACAUGGAGUCUAUGUAAACAUAAACCUUAUUAUAUGGU